AUGGGGACAGGUCAGUCAUCUGGGCUUGAAGCAGCUUCCACACACAUACAAACAGCCUCCAUUAUCAUCUACUGUAUGAUAUUUAUAGUUGGAACUCUGGGGAAUGCUCUGGUUAUCUACGUGACGGGAUUCAAAAUGAAGAAAACAGUCAACUCAAUUUGGUUUCUCAACCUGGCCAUAGCUGACUUUCUUUUCACAGCCUUCCUGAUUUUCUCGAUCAUUUCUCUCUCUCAGAGUCACCAGUGGCCUUUUGGAGCAUUCUUGUGCAAGCUCAACAACUUUGUCACUUUAGUCAACAUGUUUGCCAGUAUCUUUACUAUGACAGCUAUAAGUUUGGAUCGUUGUUUAUCCAUGGGGAUGGUGGUGUGGGCACACAACAAACGCACAGUCUGCAAAGCUCGGAUCAUAUGUGUUGGUAUCUGGGUGACUGCUGCAAUCUGCAGCACUCCUUAUGCCACUUUUCGCACUUUGUUGGAACAUAAUGGGACAUAUUACUGUGGUUAUUCUAUGACACAUGAACAAAAAUGGAGUCUCCACAUUUUUCGCUUUCUUGUGGGCUUUGUGAUCCCUUUCCUGGUAAUAGUCGCCUCUUAUGUGGCCAUAGGGAUCCGUGCAAUCCGCAUGCAGACAACAAGGAAACACAGAUCUUGCAGAAUCAUUUUUGCCAUCAUUUUUGCAUUCUUCAUCUGCUGGUUGCCCUUCCAUGUUUUUAACUUUAUAGAAUUAAAGGCUAUGAAUAACCCAGACCUCUGGACCAUUGUUAGAAUCGUGGGUCCUCUGACUGUGAGUCUGGCUUUUCUGAACAGCUGCCUGAACCCAAUCCUCUAUGUUUUCAUGUGUGAGGAAUUUCUCAAGAAGCUUCGGCAGUCCAUAUGUUUUGCACUUGAGAGUGCUCUGGCAGAGGACCAUGUGUCCAGUCACUGUACGUCAUCAACCAUUUCAAAAAUGUCUCAAAAGUCAGAUCCUGCUGCAACUUUAAAAAGAAUUGACCCAGCCGUUUAUGAAAACAUCCCAGUAAGCAACGUGAUCAUCACUGAGGAGAUUCCGGUCUCCGAGCAGCUGUUGUCCUUCUCUCCUGGAUCGGCUGGAGCUUUCUUUUGGCGCCUUCCCAGCUUUGACAAAAGAAAGCUGCUACAGGCCAGUGGACACUGUUUCAAUGGUGAGGAUGUACUCAUCCUGGACAGGGAGGAACGCUGGUUUGAGCGUGGAGUCAAGGAGGCCAUUUACGUGAAAAGGGAAAGACCAUCUCUGAAUCGAGGAGGAGGACUAAAGGUACAUCUUUACAAUGCUGUGAUUGCAGCCAUUCCCCUACUCCCUGUGAAUGGUACUCACGGCCAUUGA
Messenger RNA from Pelmatolapia mariae (spotted tilapia), 1341 nucleotides. RefSeq names its product C3a anaphylatoxin chemotactic receptor-like. Gene Ontology annotation, cellular component: plasma membrane. Bases 1 to 1341 code for a protein of 446 amino acids. The transcript has 3 exons. NCBI's taxonomy places the organism in Eukaryota, Metazoa, Chordata, Actinopteri, Cichliformes, Cichlidae. Gene Ontology annotation, molecular function: G protein-coupled receptor activity; complement receptor activity. The record is from RefSeq and is a predicted model, not a curated record. Gene Ontology annotation, biological process: inflammatory response; complement receptor mediated signaling pathway; phospholipase C-activating G protein-coupled receptor signaling pathway.